This is a messenger RNA of Ixodes scapularis (black-legged tick), 950 nucleotides long. RefSeq names its product indolethylamine N-methyltransferase-like. NCBI's taxonomy places the organism in Eukaryota, Metazoa, Arthropoda, Arachnida, Ixodida, Ixodidae. Gene Ontology annotation, cellular component: cytosol. The record is from RefSeq and is a predicted model, not a curated record. Bases 12 to 908 code for a protein of 298 amino acids. The transcript is spliced from 4 exons. Gene Ontology annotation, molecular function: N-methyltransferase activity.
CCACGUCAAGCAUGGUUUUGACUAUAACCAUGAGGGAGGCGCUGAAAGUUACUACUGCCGCCUUGAAAUUUGGGAGACGCCAUUUGAAGGAUGUUUCACCUCAGACAAGGAGUUACAGUUCAAACACGCUGGGAAUCAUGGAAUCAUCCCAUGCUCUGAGGGCUGCUUACAAAGCGCACUUCCUGGCACGGGCCUACGUUGAAGCUUAUGGUGUUAAAACCGGAGAAGUUUCUACUUUCCAAGUGGAAGAAGUUCACCGCAUUUUUCAAUCGGGUCUUGUUCAGGGUGGGACUCUGGUGGAAGUGGGCAGCGGUCCUUUGGUCUGGUGCUCGCUCUUGGCUUCCAGACGAUUCAGGCACAUCGUACUGAGCGACUUACUCGAAAACAACAGGCUUGAGAUCAACAAGUGGCUCAACAAGGAUGAAGAUGCCGUCGACUGGACCUUCCGUGCCGAGCAAGUUGCUGCAUUGGAGGGAUACAGGGACGUCAAGAGUGGGGCGUUAGAAAUACAAGAGCGUGCACGGUCCUCCAUCCGCAAGGUGGUUCCAUGCGACGUCCUUGAAUCCGGAGUCCUUCCGGAGGAACACAGAGAAGUCUUCGACGUCGUUUUUUCCGGCGGCUGCCUGGAAUCGGCCACAACAGACCACGAAUCAUUCCGAUACGCCGUUUGCAACGUGGGAACACUCGCCAAACCCGGCGGUCUGCUUGUUCUGGUGGGCGUGGGUGGUACAAAGAGCUAUCCGGUGGGAACCGCCGCCUUUGCUCAGGCAAACGUCACCGAAAACGUGAUCAAACAAUCCGUGAGAGAUGCCGGCUUCCAGAUGCAAAUAUACCGUACCAAGCAUCAUGAGGUUCUUUUAGGAUUACCUGGACUCUUCACAUUUGUCCUGGCGGCCCGAAAAUCCUGAGUCGGCUCCUGGCCGUCCGGCCUCCCCCUCCCCCUCCCCCCU